Anopheles darlingi is the source of this 1257-nucleotide messenger RNA. RefSeq lists its product as uncharacterized. Gene Ontology annotation, molecular function: chromatin binding. NCBI's taxonomy places the organism in Eukaryota, Metazoa, Arthropoda, Insecta, Diptera, Culicidae. Gene Ontology annotation, cellular component: nucleus. The record is from RefSeq and is a predicted model, not a curated record. Bases 183 to 1178 code for a protein of 331 amino acids. The transcript is spliced from 3 exons. Gene Ontology annotation, biological process: mitotic G2 DNA damage checkpoint signaling.
CAAGUCGAAUCUUCGAGGGAAAAAGUGUUACAUUCAAGAGCGAAUAGCGACAGUUACGGAACGAGUUUUGAGGGGAACGAAACGAAAGCGCGAGUGUCGUUCGGAUCGAGGCAGCAGCGCACUCCGUGCGAAGAUAGGUCAGAUCAGCAACACAUCGUGGCGUCCAACGGCAUUGCAUAAGGAUGCCCCAAGAAUUGCGUGUAGUUCGCUGUUUUCAGUGCCUAAAAUAUCAGGUGGACAUUGUGAAAAAAGCCAACAAAUGGGCCUGUAAAGUGUGCGGUGUGAAGCAGUCGUUUACGCGGGAGUUUUAUCGCGGCGCUGGUAAAGAUUGCCGAUCCGUUAUCCUUGCCCUUACCGAACGGAACAUCACGACCGAUCGUCAGGAAGAGGAAACAGUCCAGCUGGUGCUGGAAGGCGUGAUCCAGCUUCCAAAACCGGUCGUACCAGAAGCACGGUUUGAUGUCGAUGAAAAACCUGCGGCUGCACAACGUGACGAUGAAACAUCGAACAAAUGGGAACCAUUUGUGGAGAAACGGGAACCCGAAGAUUCGUCCGACCUACUGCCUUUCGAUACUACCGAUAUAGGCCAUUCGAAUAGUGCUUUUACCCGCGAACGAAGGAAUUUCGUGUCAAAGAGAAUGGCCAGCGUUGGUCGCAGUAAAGGAAGCUACUUUGCCAAUGCUUCAGAUGCAGUUGGUUCUCAAAACGAGCCGCUUAUGGUAGAACAUCAUAAGCCACCGAUUGCAGUAGAGAGGCCAUUCGAGGGCAACAAUACCGCAUGCCAUAGACAGUCGACAAACAAAUUCGUUUCUAGUAAUAGCCAACCGCUUUUUGGUUUCCACCGUAAAGAGAGCUCUAGGAAGGUACAAACGCCGGCAUCCACAGAUCACGUCAGCAGACAAUUCAAUCAACCAUCUUCAGGAAACGCAGCCUCUGUUCCGUCCGAAACAGCUAGCAAAAGGAAAUUAUCCAAAGAUCCGGCCAUUCCAUUGAUGAAUUUUGCCAAGCGUGUACGUGGCAAAACACCAUUCGACGAUAAUGAUACAAAUACAGCUUUAAUUAACGGCACAACAAAUCCGCAAACACCAGCUUCUGAUGGUGCAUCGAAGUGGUCCAAAUACGUCCCGCCACCUGAUGAUUCGGAAGAACGCGCGGAAGAUCUGUUCUUUAGCUUUUGAUGGAGAUUCAUCAUUUUAAGUGAUUCGUCACGUCAAAUUUCAAUGCAAGUGGAUGUCGUGUAUUUGAUAGCUAAAGUAC